AUGAAGACAGCAGCGCUGACGUCGGGACGAGCCAAGACGAUCGCCGCCAAAGCCCCUAAGAGGAACGACGACCGCGUCAUUCUACACUUCGAUUACGACUGCUUCUACGCCAGCGUUCUCGAGAAUGCAAACCCGAGCCUCAAGGGUCAGCCGCUAGGCGUCAAGCAGAAGAGCAUACUAGCCACAUGCAAUUACGCCGCACGUGCCCAUGGCGUUAAGAAGCUGAUGUCUAUCUCUGAGGCCCACAAGAUCUGCCCGGGCCUCGUUGUCCUUAGCGGUGAGGACCUGACGCCAUUCCGUGACGCCUCUAAGAGACUUUGGUCCUUCCUGAGGAGUCACUCUUGGAGCGAUCGUGCCGAGCGUCUGGGGCUUGAUGAGGUCUUCCUCGAUGUCACUGAUGUUAUUGCGUAUAAUCAGGAGCUGCUGAACCGUAAUGCCUUGCAAGACUCGUUCUUUCAGCUUUCUCGACACGACCCUGAAAAGGGUUUCAAUUUUGAUGCUACGCAAUUCUUUGGGUGCGUGCAGCCGUCGGUAGAUCCAAAAGAUUUGCUGUUGCUUCUGGAUAAUCCAUUAUGUGUUCGCCUAUUACUCGCAUCUCACCUAGCCGGUUACUUGCGUCUCAAACUAGAAGAAGACUUCGGGUAUACCUCCAGUGGGGGUAUCUCAACCAAUAAGACCCUUGCUAAGCUCGCCGGCAGCGUAAACAAGCCGCAGAACCAAACCACACUCCUCAGUCUCCGCGACGAUGACGUCCAGGACUUCAUGGACGGCCAUAAGCUGCGACAAAUCCCAGGUGUCGGCUCUCGCAUUGCGCAGUUGAUACAAGACCAUGUCCUAUCCAUCAAGACAACCCCAGACUCGCACGAUUUAGAAAUAGGAGCCAAGGUAACAGUCCGCGAAGUUCGACAGUUCGCAUCCAUGUCCGCCGACCUCCUAGAAAGAAUCCUCGAUCGUCCCGGCGCAGAGCGUGGCAGCGGCGAGAAAGUAUGGAAUUUUCUCCACGGCGUGGACAGCUCCGAGGUCAAGGAAGCGAGUGACGUUCCCACACAAAUCAGCAUUGAGGACACAUACAUGGCGCGGCCACUAAAUACGCCCUCUGAGCUAAUGCGGGAACUACGUGCCUUAGCCACGUCUCUCAUCCGACGAAUGCGCAUCGAUCUCGUCGUAGCAGAUGAUCCUGAUCCCUCAAAUCCUGCAUCGCAACAAAACACCCAGCAGCAUCUACGCUGGGCCGCAUACCCCAAGACCCUACGCCUAUCCACACGCGCGCGCCCAAAACCCAACGGUACUUCGACCCCCACGCCCGAGAUCUUCAGCCGCAACUCCCGUAGCCAGCCACUCCCGAGUUUCGUACUGAACCUCAAAGACGUGAGUAUUGAGGCCGUAGCCGAGCGGCUAGCCUCUGAAGCCUUGCUCCCUUUAUUCCGGCGUCUGCACCCGGAGCGACAAGGGUGGAAUCUAGCUCUAAUCAACGUAUGCGUGGCGAACAUGGUGAUGGUAGCGGGACCCGGCGAGACGGGGAAUGGCGCGGGAGCAGGAGCAGCGCGAGAUAUCGGGCGCAUGUUCCGCAUGCAAGAGGAUAAGUUGCGCGAAUGGACUGUUUACGAUACUACCCCUGCAGCGCCUGUCCUUGAUACCACGUCUUCCUCUACGAAUAUCCUGGAUACCGUCGAGAGCAUCCCUCGAAGUGAAGAGGAAGGGAAAGGCGAAGAUACCUUUGACACUAUGGAUGGAUUAAUAGAAGAAUCCGAACCGAUAGCAGUCUUAUUAGACUCAGACGUAGAUACUUGGGAGGACGAAGACGAGGAUGAGUCCCAGAGAUGCCAUCUCUGCGGACAUAUUAUCCCAAUAUUCGCAAUAUCGGCGCACGAGAGAUUCCAUAGUAUCGGGGACUAA
Molecule: messenger RNA, 1896 nt
Organism: Daldinia childiae
Lineage: Eukaryota; Fungi; Ascomycota; Sordariomycetes; Xylariales; Hypoxylaceae
Product: DNA polymerase iota
Exons: 2
Coding region: 1-1896 (631 amino acids)
Biological process (GO): translesion synthesis
Molecular function (GO): DNA-directed DNA polymerase activity; damaged DNA binding
Source: RefSeq, a predicted model, not a curated record